This is a messenger RNA of Rosa rugosa (rugosa rose), 1247 nucleotides long. RefSeq lists its product as uncharacterized. Gene Ontology annotation, biological process: transport. Gene Ontology annotation, molecular function: transporter activity. The coding region runs from base 216 to 1100 and encodes 294 amino acids. The record is from RefSeq and is a predicted model, not a curated record. NCBI's taxonomy places the organism in Eukaryota, Viridiplantae, Streptophyta, Magnoliopsida, Rosales, Rosaceae. The transcript has 5 exons.
AUGGCAGUAGGCACCUAUUUGCUUAGUAAUUCAAUGCCAACUUGAAUUUGAGAUUUUGAGCCUUCGAGGGUUGUUCAAACCCAGAAGUGGGUAUUGACCAAAAAAAAACCCAGAAGUGGGUUGGUAAACUCUGAUUCAUCCACGACUCGAAUCUGAAGCUCACUUAACAUUCUGCCCAAAGAUUCCAACCUUGGCUUCCAUUUCGCUGCUGAAUAAUGGAUUUGAGUACAAUGGAUCGCGGGCAGUUGACCCUGCUAGGAUCGGCUGGUUGUGUGAUGCUCACAAUGCAUUUCACAGUCCAGUUAUUGUCCCAACAUCUCUUUUACUGGAAGAACCCAAAGGAACAGAAAGCUAUAAUAAUUAUCAUUCUUAUGGCUCCACUAUAUGCAAUUGACUCAUUUGUGGGUUUAUUGGAUAUUCAAGGAAGCAAAGCAGUUUUCAUGCUCUUAGACUCUAUUAAGGAGUGUUACGAGGCUCUGGUGAUUGCUAAGUUCUUGGCUCUAAUGUAUAGUUACCUGAACAUAUCUAUAAGCAAAAAUAUUGUGCCAGACGAAAUCAAAGGAAGAGAAAUCCACCACUCUUUUCCAAUGACUCUUUUUCAGCCUCACACUGUUCGGCUAAACCACCAAACCCUGAAGCUACUCAAAUAUUGGACUUGGCAGUUCGUCGUCAUCCGCCCAGUUUUUUCUGUUUUGAUGAUAACACUACAAGUACUUGGAGUUUAUCCCAGUUGGUUGAGCUGGACCUUCACUAUCAUUCUUAAUGUUUCCGUUUCAUUGGCAUUGUACUCUCUGGUCGUGUUUUACCAUGUGUUUGCAAAGGAACUGGAACCACAUAAACCCCUUGCAAAGUUCAUGUGCAUCAAGGGAAUUGUCUUCUUCUGCUUUUGGCAGGGAGUGGUCCUUGAGAUAUUAGCUGCUAUCGGCAUCAUUCGAUCUCAUCAUUUCUGGUUGGAUGUGGAGCACAUUGAAGAAGCUAUUCAGAAUGUCUUGGUAUGUCUUGAGAUGGUCGUCUUCUCUGUUCUCCAGCAGUAUGCCUACCAUGUUGCACCAUACAGUGGAGACGUCGAAACAAAGAUGAGAUUAAACAAGAAGGAAUGAUUUCAAGAAUGCCAUUCUUUUAUGUAUUAUCUUUAACCUCUCCAUGAUAUCACACGAUAGCCCUGAGACUGGAACUUCAAAACGAGUCGUUUCUAUGUUCCUUUUCUUCCUUCCUACCAUAUACUAAAAAGCAUUUCGUUCAACAAA